Miscanthus lutarioriparius is the source of this 1164-nucleotide messenger RNA. The record is from the annotation of a GenBank genome assembly. NCBI's taxonomy places the organism in Eukaryota, Viridiplantae, Streptophyta, Magnoliopsida, Poales, Poaceae.
AUGGCGGACCCCGUCGUGAAAUCUUUAGGCGAGACCGAGUCUGAGCGAACGGCAAAUGCGUUGAGGGUGAGGCUGAUGGCGCACCAGAUCAUUGUGGAGGCGCUGGAUGAUGACGAUGAUGAGGAGGAUUUUGAUGAUGAGGAGGAGGACGAUGAUGAUGUUGUUGAGGUGAAUAAGAAGGAGGAGUGGCGGCAGAGGCUUGAUAAGCUUCAGAUUCAGUAUGGCCCGGCGCUUGCCGCUCGUGAUAAGGAAGCCAAGGAGCGCAUCCUCGACUACGAUCCCAAGCAGGGGGGCGCCUACUACACCCGGCUUCUCUACGUCUAUGACCUCGCCUCAUUCGACCACGACGAGGAGUCACCCCUUCUGCCGAUGAGAUUUACUGAUGCGGUCUACAAAAGCAAGCAUGACUAUGAGCUGUGUGAGGCAGUAAACAUCUUUUCUGUGAAGAUGGGCUCCUUGGAUAUUGACUUCCCAAUCCAUGUCUAUGGCACUGUCAUUGGUAGAGACAGCCUUGACAAAAAGUGUGUUUAUCUCUUCCGCCGUGGUAGAGAGGACUCCCAAAUUAUCAACUCUAAGGAUGAAUCGCUGAUCUUAACAGGACCAAAACGAGGUCUUGCGCUGAUAAGUGAUACAUAUGUGGAGAUUAAUCUGAUGAUCAAGGGUGAUGAUGAGUUGCAGCAGGACAGAGAACUCAGUAAAGGAAUCCUAACAAUACAAGGCAUAGCACGGCGAUGGUUGAAGGAUUGUGUGCUUGAAAGCUGCUCUCUCGCUACCAGGCUCAGUACUGUGGAUGUGGUGUAUGCAGUUGUGAAAGAUGCAGUGGAGGCUACCAUUUCAGUUGAAGUUUUAGCGGGAGAAUAUUUUGGAGAAAUUACAGCCUGCACCAGCAGCAUCAAGAAUAGGCUUGUGCUUCAUGACAGCAGAUUGACUCGUAGUGAUAGUGGUCAGAACAUUGCCCCUGCCGUCAUCCCACUCUUGCGAUCUGUGGUGGCUGUCUAUGUCAAGGAGAUGCUGUUACUGACUAUUGCCGCCCAUACUGAUCAUGGAGAAAUUACAAAGUGCAUUGAGUUUACUCCAAGAGUCAAUGGUUCAGAUCUGGAUGAAAUUACUGUUGGUGCCGCAACAUUGGGCGUGAGGGUUGUAUGGUCAAUAAUUGACUAUUGA